AGAAGAGCCUCAGGGACGAGGAGACAGUCUGUGACUAGGCACAGGAGGGGAGGACCCAGAGUCAAGGACAGUGAAGGGUGGACACAUGGCCAGGGCCAGGUGCCUGAUGGAUGAACACACCUUCACCCACAACUUCCCUAAUCAUAAAAGGACUCGCAAGACCUACCUGUGCUAUGAGGUGGAGAUCCUAUGUGGUGAUUCUGGGCUCCCUCCAGACGAGGACAAGGGCUUCCUGUGCAACAAGGGUGCUGACCAACCUGGGCUGCCCUGCCACGUGGAGCUGUACCUCCUGGAGCGGAUCCGUUCUUGGAAUCUGGACCGGAAGCUGCACUGCAGGCUCACCUGUUUCAUCUCCUGGACCCCCUGUGGUACCUGUGCCCGGAAACUGGCUGAAUUCCUGAAGGAGAACAGCCACGUGAGCCUGUGCAUCUUCGCCUCCCGCAUCUAUAGCCUUCACGAUUAUGAGGCAGGGCUGCGCACACUGCAGGAGGCUGGGGCCCAAAUCGCCAUCAUGACCUUUAAGGAGUUCAAGCAUUGCUGGGAGACCUUCGUGGACCACCAGGGAAGACCUUUUCAGCCCUGGGAUGAGCUGGAUGUAAAUAGUCAAGGCCUAAGUAAGGAGCUGCAGGCCAUUCUCCAGACUCGGCAAACCAGCCUGGGAGGUCACUUACAGAUGAGAGCCCUGGGAGAGGAAAUGGAGCCCCAGCGCCCCAGACAAAGGGCAGGGCUGGGACUAGCCAGCCAAGGAGGCUGCAGCCAGAUGCCCUGGAUCAGUAACCUAGUGGAGUGGAUAGAUCCCCAAACCUUCUUCUUCCACUUUGAAAACUUGGUGUAUGCCUAUGGGCGGAACCGCACCUACCUCUGCUACCAGGUGAAAAGAAAGGAGCACUGCUCACCUGUCUUCCCCGACAAGGGAGUCUUUCAUAACAAGGUCAAUACUCCCUACCAUGCCGAACUCUGCUUCCUCUCUUGGUUCAACAAGAGGCUGUCCCCUGAUGAGUGUUACCACGUCACCUGGUUUGUGUCCUGGAGCCCCUGCGUCGCAUGCGCAAAGCAGGUGGCUAAGUUCCUGGAGAAGAACAGGAACGUGAGACUGAGCAUCUUCGCUGCCCGCCUCUACUACUUCUGGCAACCAGCGUUCCAGCAGGGGCUGUGCAAGCUGCAUGGCGUGGGGGCCCAGGUGGGCAUCAUGUCCUACCAAGACUUUAAAUACUGCUGGGAAAACUUUGUGUACAACCAGAGAAUGCCCUUCAAGCCUUGGGAGAAACUAUGUGAAAAUUCUAAGUUCCUGGUCACAAAGCUUGAGGAGAUUCUCAGGAACACAAUGAGCCUGCUAAAGGAAGAUAUAUUCAACAAACAGUUCAGCAACCAGCCCCGGGUCACGGCGCCCUACUACCGGAGGAAGACUUAUUUGUGCUACCAGUUGAAGGGGCCCGAUGGCUCCAUACUUGCCCAAGGCUGCCUCCGAAACAAGAAACAGCGACAUGCAGAAAUUCGCUUUAUUGACAAGAUCAAGUUUAUGAAUCUCGACCCAAACCAGAGCUACGAAAUCAUCUGCUAUGUCACGUGGAGCCCUUGCCCCACCUGUGCCGAGAAACUGGUUGAUUUAAUCAACGAUCAAGUCCACCUGAAACUGCAGAUCUUCGCCUCCCGCCUGUACUUCCACUGGGUCAGGAAGUAUCAGAUAGGGCUGCAGUAUCUGUGGGCUUCUCAGGUCACAGUGGCUGUCAUGAACCGCCGAGAGUUUAAAGACUGCUGGGAAAAGUUUGUGGACAACCAGGGGAAGGAGUUCCAGGGCUGGGAUAAGCUGGAGGAAUACAACAGAAGCAUCAGCCGACGGCUCCACAGGAUCCUGAUGCAGCCCUUGAAGCAGAAUAAUUUAGAGGAUUCCUUCAGAGAUUUGAGACUUGGAUCCCCAUCACCUUCGUCAAGAAGUGACUCAAGAUGACUGUUCCUGGGGCAUCUUAGUGCUUCAGAAACUGCUGACUCUUAGGGGCAACUGGCAACUUCUGCUGGCAUACCUGGCCCUCAGCCAAGUCAGAACCGUCUUUCCUCUUGCAUUCUUCUGUUUCCUUUUCGACUUAGGUAAAUAUUUUUAUAGGUGAAAAAAUAAAAAUAAUUCGAAAGCUUGGGUUACUUUCUAAAA
Vicugna pacos (alpaca) is the source of this 2146-nucleotide messenger RNA. The record is from RefSeq and is a predicted model, not a curated record. NCBI's taxonomy places the organism in Eukaryota, Metazoa, Chordata, Mammalia, Artiodactyla, Camelidae.